GUCUGUGCGCGCGCGCCCUCGCGCUCGCAAUGACCGAGUCUUUGACGAAAGAGGGAACGGAGAGGAACGAAGAAGAGAGCGGGAUUCUGCUUCAGCCUCCCACUGUGACGUACAGGACACUAUAAAUGAAGACUAAAUUACUCUCAUAAUUCACUUGUUGCUGUUCUGUACGGCGCAGUAAGUUUAAAAACGAGUGAGGCGGUGCGCGCGCACGACUGCGAGGCAGCAGCAGCAGGCUUGCUCUGGCCAUGAGCUCUCUGCUGCUUUCCAGCUGCAGCAUGAACGAACGUGAAUCGCCUCUUCCCUACCCGGGCUCCAGCAAGACGGGCAGCCAGUUCACCACAUCUGCAUUCCAUUCGUCCUCAAAUAUGCUGGGCAAGUCCCAGGCCUUCAGUCUGCAGUCUGGUCCUCACCUUCUGGCCAGCAUGCAGCUUCAGAAGCUCAACAGCCACUACCAGAGUCUUGCUGCCAGCUCCAGCAAUGGACCCACAAGGUGCUAUGGGACAACAGCUGGUGCUGGACAAGCUUCCUCAGCGGGGGCUACCCAAGGACCGGGUAUAUUUGACUCUGAUCCUGUAGAUGAGGAGGUCCUCAUGUCACUGGUGGUGGAAUUGGGCUUGGACCAGGCUAAAGAGCUACCAGAGCUCUGGUUGGGCCAGAAUGAGUUUGACUUAAUUUCUGAUGUUUCUGCUGGCUGCUGACCAGACUUGUGCUGCAUCCUUCUCUCAGAAGUAUUGGCGUACAGUCAGGCCACCUACCCUGAAGCCCCUUGACUUUCUUUGGAAGGCUAGUGGUAGCCAGUGCUAGGGCCCCAACUUGCUCGAUGCUUAGACACAUUGAGCAAAUAAAGUCCAAAAUCUGUAAGAGCAUCUUUAAAACUUCUAAUGGAGUUAAGCUGAUAGUGGAGAUGCAACACAGACCUAAAUGUCAGCCAUUUGUUUCUGUAAUAUUCCAGAGCACAAUAAUACAAGAGAAAUGAAAACAUCCUCAGCAAAAAAGUGCUAUUUUAAAGCAGAAGUAUGGGCAGUCAAGUCCAAACUAUGUUGCUAACAAUCAGAAGGUAAUUCUGUUAUGUUUUGUUAAUUCUGUUAUCAAGCUGUAAAAGUGCAUGUUAAUUUUGUUGGCAAAACUUUGAAAGAGUUUUGCCUAUGUGUGGUGCUGGAUCUCUUGCUUUGGUAACUGUUGAAGGCUUUUUUUUUUUUUUUUUUUUUUUUUUUUUCUCUCUCUCUCCCCCCCCCGGGAUGUGUAUAGAUGAUAAAGGGGUUCUAGGACUAUGGUGUGUUUAUGUAUGAGGAUGUGCCAUUUCAUAAAUGCUUACUGAGAUGGAUAAAUUUAAGAAUUUGUGUUAAAGCGUAAUGGUAGCUCUGUCCUGAAUCUGCACCCGUUUGCUCUGAAGCUCUAUGUAAGCUUUUUUUUUUUUUUUUUUUGUCUAUCAAAGGAGAACAUGGAAAGGCAGAAUAAGUGCUUUAGAUAUACAGAUGAAAAAUUUAAAUCUGCUUAAGACUUCCAGGUGUUUAAGUCCAUACCUUGUUUUAUCUAUUACUGCCUCUUUUGCUUUGAAGCUGUUUUUUCCUCAGUGGAAGUGAAUGUUUUCUUUUCCCAAAGUGAUGUUGGAGAUAUGCCAGCUGUUCUAGCUAGGGUUAGGCCUGCAGUGACACCAUGCUUGUUUCCAAUGCAUAGAGGACACUGUCUUUUAUAUAAAAUACAUUUAAGUUUUAAUUCCAAAUCUUGAUUUGUGAGCACUUUUACAGCCCUCUUUUGUUCUUAAAUAUGUAAAAUAUUUAUUUUACUGCACAUUUUCACAAUAAAAUGGUUA
This is a messenger RNA of Scleropages formosus (Asian bonytongue), 1816 nucleotides long. It is a transcript of the gene cited1, whose product is annotated as Cbp/p300-interacting transactivator, with Glu/Asp-rich carboxy-terminal domain, 1. The transcript is spliced from 2 exons. Bases 249 to 701 code for a protein of 150 amino acids. Gene Ontology annotation, biological process: regulation of DNA-templated transcription. Gene Ontology annotation, molecular function: transcription coactivator activity. NCBI's taxonomy places the organism in Eukaryota, Metazoa, Chordata, Actinopteri, Osteoglossiformes, Osteoglossidae. The record is from RefSeq and is a predicted model, not a curated record. Gene Ontology annotation, cellular component: nucleus.